Molecule: messenger RNA, 1730 nt
Organism: Podarcis muralis (Common wall lizard)
Lineage: Eukaryota; Metazoa; Chordata; Lepidosauria; Squamata; Lacertidae
Source: RefSeq, a predicted model, not a curated record
UUGUCUCACAUUAAUCAAAGGAUCAAGCCAAAAGCUCUUCCCUUUAAAUCAUUCUGAGGGCUUGGUUGCAAUCAAGAUCCCUCAUGGGAAUGCGUUUGUCUGGAAUCAGUUGGAUGAAGUCACAAAUGCCAGGACUUCAGAAGUGAUCCACUGCUAAUGGAAUGCAAUAGAAAGGCUUGGCAACUAAGAUUCAACCAUCUUGUGGGCUAUGGGGCCAAGUAUUAUUCCUACCUCAUGUCCAGGGCUGUCGCAUCCAUGGUUUGGAAACAAUGUUUCGUACAGGAUCCCUUCGACAGGGCAAUGGGUGAACGUUACCGUAGAGAAAUGCUAGCACAUGGUGGAGGAAAAGAACCCAUGCUCAUGGUCCAAGGUAUGCUUCAGAAACGUCCAUCAGUGGAAGACUUUGUGGAUGCCCUUGUUUCAGACUUGGAUCAGGAUUUUGAAACGUUCUUCAUGGAUUCUGAAUAGCAAGAGAAGAAAAUUAAGCAUUCCGGUGAAGAAUUUUGAAAAAGGCGUGUACCAUCAACAGUGUACACAUAACUCUUGUGGGUUGCAUUGCUGCAUCCUCACAAGUGCUUGGGUAAAAUAAAUGGUUUACCUGAAGAGCAGGAUGUUUUUUCAUUACAGAAAGAUCAUCAUAGCCAAUCCUUUGAAACAGGUAUGCUUUGCAUUCCUGUUAACCUAUUUGAAAACGUAUUCUUAUAUGAACACGUGACAGCUGAUAGGCCAGGGUUACCAAUAGCAAGGGACAGCCUUAUGUAGGUACUUAACGGCAUGUGCUGUAAUGGGCAUGGCCAGUGGGUGCCCAUGGAGAAGUGCCCAAUGGGUACCAUCCCACACCCUUCUGUGAGUUCACUGAAUGCAUUGGGAAGGGUACAAACCUCUUAUGUGAUUACACUGGAAGCCUCUUUUGUCUGUUUACCCAUGAUUUUAAACUAACAUAAAGCAAGUAACAUUUGCAAGUGGGAAGUGAAGAAUUGCCAGCCAGUCAGAAGAAAAGAGGAACAAAAAUGGCCUGACCUUUAUGGAGAGGUUGAUAUGGCAAAAAUCAGGAAGUGAAUGUUUUCAUAGCAUAAGAUAAGCAUUAUUUAUUGCUGAUGUCUGUGUAUCAAACUUGCUGUUUAAACCUUGGAAGCAGGAGCCAGUAGGGAAAACUACAAUAGACUCAAGAUACCUCAGUCUUUGUUCCCAAAGAACUUGGGAUUUUAAAAUGCAUAACAAAUAAAUAAAAUGCACAGUAAUUUAGGAUACACUUUUCAGUUGUUAUAGUGCUAUCCUUAAACCAUCUUUGCUUUGCUUUUUGUGUUUUUAAUUUAAAAGUCAGACAUUUAAGGACCAUUGUGCCAGUACUAACUCCUGCAACUAAGAUGUAAUUUGACACAUUAAUGUUUUGCAUUUUGUUUGGCUCUAACCACACGAGUGUGGAAAAAUCAGAUUGCAUCAUCCUGUAGGCAUUACAUUUUUAUGAACAGUAAAAUUCACUCUAAACUAAUUGCCCUGGAUUAAGAUGCCAAUAAAGAAUUGUUACAAUAAAGAUAAAGAAAAGGAAUAUUACUUACUGGAAUAUUAACCCAGGGCUUUUCCUUGCUCUUGGAGAAGUUACUUUCUGUAAUUCUCUAUUGGAAGAAGGAAAGUUUAUCGAGGUUAACAGUUAUUAAAAGAGCCGAUAUACUAGGGCCUGGUUUGCACAUCAUAAUAAACCAUGGUUAUCUAAAUACCAAUUGAUCAAA